AUAACAAAAUAUCUGGUGCUUAGUAUAUGUUGUGUCGUUUUCUCGAAAACCAAAAAUGAAGAACAUGACCACGGCCAAACUCUUCGUAAUCUGCAUCUUCGCCGCCCUCGCCAUCGAAACCCACAGUCGCUUCCUUCCCAAAAGCAUAAGCAAGAACCUGGGCGCCACCGAAAGGGUCCUGGAGCCCAAAAAGCGGCCCUUUUGCAACGCUUUCACAGGAUGUGGGCGCAAACGCUCGAACCUGCCGGCGCUGCCGGAGCAGUCCGAGGUCGUGGACGAGAACCUGGGGAGCCUUUUAGAGCUGAGUGCAGAGCCAGCAGUCGAGGAUUUGUCGAGGCAGAUCAUGUCGGAAGCGAAGCUGUGGGAGGCGAUCCAGGAAGCUAAUAUGGAACUGCAUCGACGCCGGCAGGAGUCGGCGGAAAGCUCGGAAGAGGACGCUGCUGUCCCUGCCCGGAGUGCUACCGCUUCCUGCGCCCUCCCGCCCUGCUACAUUUAAUUCUUCGGGUCUCUCCAUUGUAAUUCGUUGUUGAUUUCGAUUGCAUUUUUCAAUUGAAACGUUUUGUAGAAGGAUACGUAAAAUAAAAAGUAAAUGAUUUGUUUGCAAUGAAUGUAACUAGCUUCUUUCGAAUUUUCAGUCGUAAUUAAACCAUAUUGAUAUGGAUGUCAGUUUUGUAAUUAAAUAUUAAACAUAUCUGGAUGUUGCUAAUUACUUCGGAUGUAUCAUUGUUACAGUAUGAAAAUAAUAAAUCUGAUUAGGCUAAUGAUCUAAUUUAUUUUCUCCACAAACAUUUUUUUGUUCUUUUUAAUAAAAACGACCAAAAUUCGUUGUGUUCUUAUGUAUUUGAAUAAAUGGGAUUACACAAUA
Messenger RNA from Tribolium castaneum (red flour beetle), 865 nucleotides. It is a transcript of the gene CCAP, whose product is annotated as Crustacean cardioactive peptide. The record is from RefSeq and is marked provisional. Lineage: Eukaryota; Metazoa; Arthropoda; Insecta; Coleoptera; Tenebrionidae.